Camellia sinensis is the source of this 934-nucleotide messenger RNA. RefSeq names its product auxin-binding protein ABP19a. Gene Ontology annotation, molecular function: manganese ion binding. The record is from RefSeq and is a predicted model, not a curated record. NCBI's taxonomy places the organism in Eukaryota, Viridiplantae, Streptophyta, Magnoliopsida, Ericales, Theaceae.
CAUUCCAUAUAAACCCUAUCCAAACCCUUUAGCCAAAAAUGAGCCUCACACACCAAACCAAUUCAUGCUAGCAAAAAUGCUCCACACUCUCUUCUUCUUCCUCUUUUCUCUCCUCCUCUCCUCCUGUCAUGCUUCUGUCCUCGACUUCUGCGUUGCGGACCCAAAGCUUCCCCAAGGCCCUGCAGGCUACUCCUGCAAAAAGCCUGCCAAAGUCACCGUCGAUGAUUUCGUGUUCACCGGCCUAGGCAUGGCCGCGAACACUUCAAACAUCAUCAAAGCCGCUGUGACUCCAGCAUUCGAUGCCCAGUUUCCUGGGGUGAAUGGCCUCGGUCUGUCCAUUGCCCGACUAGACCUAGCACCGGGCGGUGUGAUACCGAUGCACACUCACCCCGGAGCAUCUGAACUCUUGCUUGUCGUGCAAGGGUUCAUCGUUGCGGGGUUCGUGGAUUCAAGUAAUGCGGUUUAUGUUAAGAAGCUUAAAAAGGGUGAUGUUAUGGUGUUCCCUCAAGGGUUGUUGCAUUUUCAAGUGAAUGGUGGUGGCAUACCAGCCAUUGCUUUUCCUACCUUCGGUAGCCCUAAUCCCGGCCUCCAAAUCCUCGAUUUCGCGUUGUUUGCAAACAACUUGCCAUCGCCAUUGGUGGAGAAGACAACAUUUCUUGAUGAUGCUGAGGUGAAGAAGCUCAAGGCUGUUCUUGGUGGUACUGGCUAAUUAAUGCAAUCAAACAUCUGUUUGUCAUUCUUGUUUUCCAUUUUAUUUUUAUUUUUAUUUUUAUUGCUGUGUUUUUUGGAACUGUUUCUUCUUGAACCCCAUUCUUUUACGUGUGACUUUGACUUUGCCUCAUGUAUCAUAAUUCUUGUGACCAAUGGGAAUUUUGUACGUGUGUUUGGUUUUUCAAUCUUUAAAAAUUGCAAUAGAACUGUUUUCUUUGCUUUA